AUGCUUUCCCGUAUAUUCAUUGCCGGUACGGCGCUUGUUGCAUUGAGUGUUUCUGCAAUCAUCCCUCGACAAGACGCCCAGUGGCCAUUUGCUCCUUUCACAACCUCUGGUAGAGAUAUCUUGAACAACAAAGGCGAUGUCGUUACGUAUGCAGGAAUCAACUGGUCUGGGCACGGCGAGGCAAUGAUUCCCGAGGGAUUGCAGUAUCAAUCCAUCGAGACGAUUGUGUCGAGAGUUAAGAGUCUGGGUAUGAAUGUCAUUCGAUUGACAUAUGCCAUUGAGAUGAUCGACGACAUCAUUGACAACAACCCAAACUCUACUCUCAAGAACUCUUUCGUCAAUGCUUUGGGAAGCGCCAAUGKGACUACGGUGUUCCAGGAUAUCUUGAAGAACAACCCGCAGUUCACCGAGGAGACCACCAGAAUCCAAGUCUUCGAUGCCGUCGCAGCUGAAUGCUUGAAACARGAGAUUUAUGUGCAUCAAGACAACCACAUGAGCAAAGGAGCUUGGUGUUGCAACGCGGACGAUGGGAAUGCUUGGUUUGAAGACACAUACUUCAACACUGCCAACUGGAAGAGAGGAAUUGCAUGGAUGGCCGAACACGGCAAGAACUGGCCCGCAAUGGUUUCCGUAUCCCUGCGAAACGAGCUCCGACAGCCUGUGGAAAGCUCUCCUGCGAGAUCUCGCUAUGGCUGGYCAGAUUGGUAUACCAACGUAAUUGAUGCUGCCAAUGGUGUUAAUGCUKCCAAUCCAGCUCCUCUGAUUUUCUUCUCUGGCUUGAAUUACGACACGGACCUCGCAAAUGUCACCGCAGGUCUACCCCUCAAUGAACAAGGCGAUGUUUUUGACAUUAAAUCAUUCUCAUACGCCGAUAAGAUUGUGUUUGAAUUGCACAACUAUAACAACGGACUCGCGGAUUCCAACUGUGCGAAUUUCAACAUGUAUUCUCAAGGAUACAACGCAAUGGACACAAGCUCCACUUCAACAGCCAAAAAUCUGGCUCCUGUACUCAUGACCGAGUUCGGAUUCUCGCAGACCGAAACCGAAUACCUCCGACCGUACGCGCAAUGUAUCAAGGAGUACGUGACCUCGCUUCGAGGCGGCUGGAUGCAAUGGGUCAUCUCUGGCUCGUAUUAUAUCCGACAGGGCCAGCAAGAUUACGAUGAGACGUGGGCGAUUAUGAAUCAUGACUGGUCGGAUUGGCGAUCGCAAACGGUUGUUGAUGAGUAUCUAAGGCCGUUUGUGAGCGAGACUUUGGGGAAUUGA
This is a messenger RNA of Ramularia collo-cygni, 1266 nucleotides long. Its product is annotated as related to endo-beta-1,4-glucanase. The record is from RefSeq and is a predicted model, not a curated record. Lineage: Eukaryota; Fungi; Ascomycota; Dothideomycetes; Mycosphaerellales; Mycosphaerellaceae. The transcript has 7 exons. Gene Ontology annotation, molecular function: hydrolase activity, hydrolyzing O-glycosyl compounds. Bases 1 to 1266 code for a protein of 421 amino acids.